Molecule: messenger RNA, 1650 nt
Organism: Rhodamnia argentea
Lineage: Eukaryota; Viridiplantae; Streptophyta; Magnoliopsida; Myrtales; Myrtaceae
Product: probable protein phosphatase 2C 63
Exons: 4
Coding region: 199-1302 (367 amino acids)
Biological process (GO): protein dephosphorylation
Molecular function (GO): cation binding; protein serine/threonine phosphatase activity
Source: RefSeq, a predicted model, not a curated record
CGCUGUUCUUUCUCUAUCUCUCUCCCUGUCCUUUGACGCGCAAUUCCCACGGCAUCCCAACUCAAAGAGUCAUCUUCCUCUCUCUUUCCCCAUUCGCUGCUUCACUUUCCCAACAAGACCCAAAGCAUUUUCCCCAACCAACAUCGACGAUACCACCGGAAAGAUCGUUGCCCAGGUGGAGAAAAACCGGAGCUUGCGAUGUCCGGAUCGUGCUACGGGCACCUGGAGAGGUGCUUCGGCGGCCGCGGCGGCGACAAGCUCUCGUGGCACGUCGAUCUGAAGCCGCACGCCUCUGGGGAUUACUCGAUCGCGGCCGUGCAGGCGAAUUCCUCGCUGGAGGAUCAAGCUCAGGUCUUGACGACCUCGUCGGCCACGUACGUCGGGGUCUACGACGGCCACGGCGGGCCCGAGGCGUCCCGCUUCAUCGCUCGCUCCCUGUUUCCCUUCCUUCACAAGCUUGCGUCGGAGCACGGUGGAGUAUCCUCUGAAGUCAUUAAGAAGGCAUUUGAGACUAUAGAGGAAGAGUUCUUGCGCUUUGUGAGGCAAUCUUGGCCUGGCCGGCCAGAGAUUGCGUCCAUGGGUUCGUGUUGUCUUGUUGGAGUGAUUUCAAGCAAUGUUCUCUAUGUGGCGAAUCUUGGUGACUCGAGGGCAGUGCUCGGCCAGAGGGUAUCGGAGAAAAAUGUAAAUGGCGCUGUGGUGGCGGAGAGAUUGUCCACCGAUCACAAUGUUUGUGCUGAGGAGAUUAGGAAGGAGGUUGAGGCCCUUCAUCCUGAUGACUCGGGUGUCGUUGUGAAUACUCGCGGGGUUUGGAGAAUCAAGGGAAUAAUUCAGGUGUCAAGAUCAAUCGGAGAUUUCUACUUGAAGAGACCCGAGUUUAAUCAAUGGGGACCAGCAAUUCCCUUAAGAAGACCUUUAAUGACUGCAGAACCCUCUAUAGUAAUUCGAGAAUUAAAGAAAAACGACUUAUUCUUGAUAUUCGCUUCAGAUGGUCUCUGGGAGCAUUUGACUGAUGAAACAGCUGUUGAAAUUGUCUCCAAGAAUCCACAAGCUGGGAUAGCCAAGCGACUGGUGAGAGCUGCCCUUCAGGAGGCUGCGAAGAAAAGAGAGAUUCGAUUUGACGACAUAAAGAAAAUUAAGAAGGGCAUAAGACGCCAUUUCCACGACGACAUAUCGGUGGUCGUGGUUUUCCUUGCCCACUCGCGCGAUUCUCGUAGCUCUAGAGUCGUGCGUCAAGACAUCUACGACAGCACAUCUGUGCCUGUCGACAUUUCUUCUCACAAUGCAGAUGAAGCCGAUUGCUGAUGUAUAUGGCGGAUGAAGCUGAUGUACAGUAUCAAGAGAGUCCCAAGACGAUACAAUCCCAUACGCAUUCGCUGUAGAUUAGGCAGUUGUACAUAAGUUCUGAAGCGGGCAAUCCGGAAGUCGUAGGUAGUAGAUGCUUGUGACUUUAUAGCGAUGUACUGUUGUGAUAUAAAGCUACACAUACAGGGCAAUUGAGAAUUUCAUCAGAGAUGGACCAAAUGAGAUUACUACUCAAACCAUUUUUGCCUCCAAGCCAAUUUCUUUGUACUUGAUUGGCCUCAUACAGAUGAUAAUCUGUCACAGAUCAAUGGAAGAAUCAAUAGAGGUCCUUGUUUUGAUCUGUUUUGA